GCUCGCUUUGUUCCUCCGUCUCCAGCUCCCCUGGCCCCCGCGCGCGUCCUGGCCGCUGCAGCCCGCCGCGGGGGUGCUGGCCACUGCCGCCGCCGCCGCCGCCGCCGCCGCCAUGGUGUCCCCGGUCACUGUGGUGAAGAGUGAGGGACCCAAGCUAGUGCCCUUCCUCAAGGCCACCUGCGUGUAUUUUGUGCUCUGGCUGCCCUCAUCCAGCCCGUCGUGGGUCAGCGCCCUCAUCAAGUGCCUGCCCAUCUUCUGCCUCUGGCUCUUCCUUCUGGCCCAUGGCCUAGGAUUUCUGCUGACCCACCCCAGUGCCACCCGCAUCCUUGUGGGGCUUGUCUUCUCUGCUGUGGGCGAUGCUUUCCUCAUCUGGCAGGACCAGGGCUACUUUGUGCACGGUCUGCUGAUGUUUGCCGUGACCCACGUGUUCUACGCCUCGGCCUUUGGUAUGCGGCCACUGGCCCUUCGGACAGGGCUGGUGAUGGCGAUACUGUCGUGCCUGUGCUAUGGUAUCCUCUACCCAGGCCUCUCGGGUGCCUUCACCUACCUGGUGGGGAUCUACGUGGUCAUUAUCAGCUUCAUGGGCUGGCGGGCUGUGGCGGGGCUGAGGCUGGUCGGAGCAGCCUGGCGCUGGACUGAGCUGGCAGCAGGCAGUGGGGCGCUGCUCUUCAUCAUCUCAGACCUGACCAUCGCCCUCAACAAGUUCUGCUUCCCCGUCCCCUACUCGCGGGCACUCAUCAUGUCCACUUACUACGCCGCCCAGAUGCUCAUCGCCCUGUCAGCUGUGGAGAACCGGGAGCCGGUGGACGAUUACAGACUGAGCAAGGCUGACUGAGGGGCCAGAGCAUGGUCCUUCCUCUCAGCAGCCAGGGCUGAGGCCCAGAACCGUGGACUCUGCAGGACCUGGAUCAGGAUGGUUGUAGUAUUAUCCUGGAGCAGCAGGUACUGCCUGGGACAUGGACACGAUGGAAGGGUCAGCAGUGGGACAAGGCGCUCUUCACCAGCUCUAGCUCAGGUCAUGAGCUAGAGCCAAGAGCUCAAAUGAGCUAGACCAAGGCUCCUUGCUGGAGCCGGAAGUAGACGUUUCCCUGCCUCAGCCCCACUGGGAUUGUCCAUAGACCCUCGAGGGGGUGAUGGUGCUUAGCUUUUUAACUCUCCUGCUCUCCGAAUUUUACCCGAUAGAAGAGUUUGACUUACUCACUUUUCCUGACCUGUGCAGUGUUGAGGGAAGAUGGGAGAAGUUGAUACUGAGAUGUCCCAGGGCUGGAAGCCCUUUCAGAUGCCCAUAGUCGGGAAGGUCGAGAAGCGGGGCUUUUCCCUUUCCUUCAUCAAUCCUUGUUACUUGAACAAUCUCGAUUUCGAAGUGUUGGGUGGAAAGGUAUCUGUCCAGGUAGUUGAUUUUGUUUUUGUGUUUUAAUUUGUUUGGUUUGGGUGCCACACCUGGCGAUGCUUAAGGUUAACUCCUGGCUCAGCACUCAAAAAUUUCUGGCAGUGCUCAGGGGAUCAUUUGGGAUGCUAGGGAUCAAAUCCUGGUUGGCUGCUUGCAAGGCAAGUGCCCCACCCACUGUACUAUCCCUCCAACCCCAAGAGGAGGGCAUUUCUUUGACCUGAGAGCUUGGGUUAUCCAGGAUUCAACUUGGUCCCAUCUCAAAGGCCAGAGCUCAGGCCCCCUACCACCACCCUUAGACUCUGUCGCCCAGGGCUAGGGUGAACUAUGCCAAAGGAAGGGGCCACCUAUGUGUGUGUGUGAUUGUGAGUCCGUGCACAUGUAGUCUGCCUCAGUUUAAUCUUAGUGUGUUUGCCAUAAGUCUCUGCUCUUAUGUCUGUCGAGGUCUUACGGGGAGAGGGCUCGGGGAGUUGCUGACUGGGGUGCUUGAGGCUGGCUCAGGUCGCUGGGACCCACCCUGCCCCCACACUCAGUGCUUUCCUUCCUGCCACCUCCUGCUCUGGGAGCGAGGGGGCAGCGGCAAUGACACUCUAGGGUCAUAAGACCCAAGGCACUUUCAAUGCAAGGGGAACAAGGAGGGGACAAUUCCAUCCUCUACUGUUUUCGAGAAGAAAGAAAUAAAAAACCCAAGGGCCAUUGGCUGCCCUACUUGUC
Sorex fumeus (smoky shrew) is the source of this 2101-nucleotide messenger RNA. It is a transcript of the gene TMEM86A, whose product is annotated as transmembrane protein 86A. Gene Ontology annotation, cellular component: membrane. The record is from RefSeq and is a predicted model, not a curated record. NCBI's taxonomy places the organism in Eukaryota, Metazoa, Chordata, Mammalia, Eulipotyphla, Soricidae. The coding region runs from base 113 to 835 and encodes 240 amino acids. The transcript has 3 exons.